GGCAUGACGUGAUGGAGGGAUGAGAUGACGGACACAGACACACAAGUGCACAUGCAUGCAGGCAAGCCUUCGCAAAAGUAGCGGCAUUCAGCAGCAUACAGAAAGCAGAACAGCCCACUUUGUUCUUUCGACACUGAUGCAUGGAGAGGCUUCCUGUCUUGGUGAAUGUGGAGGCUUGUGAGCCAAUGGAAGGGCAGCGGUGAGGAUGCAACUGUGAUCCAGGAAAAAACAGCCCAUUGUUCCUGAGACGUCGGAGAAGUGUGAUCUCCCUCCUGCCGGCUCUGCCUGCUUGCUCCAACAGCAUACCCAGGAACUGUGCAGCCCAUUGACAAGUCAGAAUGAACGGGGUGGUCCACGUCAAGACAGUUCCCUGCAAGCCUUCCUCAUCAGGGAUCCCCCUCCCCAACAGCCUUCUGCCCUCAUCUCCAAAAUCAGACCCCCGUCACAGGACAUGUAACCUGCCUAAACCCUCAACACACACCCCGAGACACACACCCACACAUACACCUUCACAGUCCCCUCUACUCUGUCCCCGAAACUCCAGAAACUCGGGGCUCUCAUCCAGGCCCCACCCAAGAAGCUCUGCUCAGAAAAGUCAGCUCUUCCAGAGAAAAGGAGCUCUCCCUGUUUCUCAAGUUUCACGCUCUGCCUACAGCAGCCCCCUGACCCACCGUAGAGUACCACCACACUCCAAAGACACACUGGAUCUGGGGAACCCAAUGCCAGCUUAUGUCCCAUCAGAGUUUCUUCAUGAUGGCAAUUGCAACACAAGUGAUUUGAUCAAUAAGAACCAAACCCUGGGGGCCAACAUGUUGCCUUUACCACUACACUUGAAGCGAGAAAACAACUUUAUUCCCCCAGUCCAGGAAAUGAAGGUGAAACACGCUCAAGCAAAACAUCUGCCUUGGUCCUCCACGGCGAACAACGGAAACAUUCAGUCCUCUGUGUCUAAGCCGAGACAAGCGAUCAGAGGUUGCAGCGACUCCAGCAGCCAAUCAGAUGAGGAGAUGGAGUCUCCUGAGGACUGCAGUCCACUCUCUCUUCCUGAUCCACUCAUUAUGUGCACCGUGCCACUCACGUCCAGUGUUCAUUCACCGGAUCACAACCUACAAAGAGAGGAGGCGGAGGCGCAAGGGGCCAGAGUCAACAUGGCCACCGUUGCUCCUUUCAGCUUUAGGCUGCAUAUUCAGGAGAGGGACUUCUCACUGGAGGAACUUAGUGACUGCUCAUCUGGAUCCAUAGAAGUCUGCUGUGAUGACCUCACACAAGGAGGGAUGCUGGAGGCUAAUGUAGCUAACGUUAGCAUGACGGCUAAACCCAGAGAGUUGAACCUCAGGUCUGCAGUUGGAUCCUGCCAGGAUUCUUCAGCUCCGGCCAUGGCUUUCAGGAAGCCACAAACAAAGCCUUCCGCUUUGCCUCAGGGGCCUUCGCGUUCUUCUGGGCCAGAGCUCAAAGUGUACCGACCCUCCUCUGGGUCCAUCCCCGUUCCAAACCCCAAUGUGUCUGGGCUCCGCAAACAGCGCUCACUCGGCAACUUGUGUGUGCUCACUGAUGCCGAGAAGAAGCUGCACUUGUACCAAUCUCCUCGGUGGAAUGAUGAUACCAGCCGGCCUGGUACCGGGAUCAACAAAGCAGGCCAGAGCAGAACAGGUCAAGCGGGUGGUGGGAGACAGCCACUGUCUCGGACACUCUCGAAGUCUGAACAAUCUUUGUUUCACGGAAAGCCAAAGUCCUACUGUACCCCCGUGAUGCCUACAAGUGUGGGCAAGCCGAGUCGAAUCCCAGCACCUGGCAAACCACGAGGGCCCUACGCUGAGGUCAAACCCAUCAGUAAGGCUGGUGAAGGUGGACAGAGCUCAGACACAGAUGCUUCUGACCUCCCCUCCAAAGCAAACACUAAUGGACCAGGGAGUACGGAAACUAUUGGCACAAAAAACAGAGACAAGGGGAGACCUGGAUCUCUGUUAUCAGAGGAAAAGAAAGAGAAGAAAGGAACAGAGGCAGAAGAUGAAAAAGGCUUUCUAAAGGUGGAUCCAGAAUUGGUUGUGACAGUUCUGGGAGACUUAGAACAGCUGCUCUUCAGCCAAAUGCUGGAUCCAGAGUCCCAGAGGAAAAGGACUGUGCAAAAUGUUCUGGAUCUUCGACAGAACCUUGAGGAAACCAUGACCAGCCUCAGAGGAGUCCAGCUAAACCACAGCUGUGUGGAGGGGAGCAUGUGCUACGACAGCGAUGAAGCUGCUGCCUUCUCCGUAUCCAGCCUUUCAAACCGCUCCUCUCCACUGUCAUGGCGCCACGGUCAAGCCAGUCCCCGUCUGCAGGCAGGUGACGCUCCCUCCACAGGUAACACACCGUCAGACGUCCCCCUCCGGAUCAGCCACUCCUCGCGGAUCCACUUAAUCGAAGCUCUGGAGGACUCUGAUCCAUCACUGCUAAAGGGAGAUUACCUCAACGACAGCCAUUUUGGAGGAAAGACCCCAAAGGAGGACGAUGAAGAUGACGAUGAUAUUGAUGAUCUGGAAAAUGGCUGGGAUGAGAGCAGUUCCAUCAGUAGUGGGUUGAGUGACGGUUCAGACAACCUGAGCUCUGAGGAGUUCAACACAAGUCCAACUCUCAACUCCCUUCCAACCACUCCCAUUGGCUCCCGCAGAAGCUCAACUAUUGUGAUGCGCACAGAUGCAGAGAAGAGAUCAUUAGUCGAAAGUGGUCUGUCCUGGGACUCUUAUGAAAAUAAGUCUGGCUCUAAGAGCGAAACCAGCGGCUCCUAUGACACAAGAAGUCUGAAGUCUGAAUCUGGCAGUACGUGGAAGAAAACCAGGCCCCAAGGGGACAAGCUGGAAGGAGGGAAAGGUGAACUGAAGAGACCCCAGACAGUGGGUCUUGGGUUGAAGAAAGGAAGAAACCCACCCGUAGGAGUCACGUCACCGAUUACCCAUACGUCUCAAACUGGGCUCAAAGUGGCUGGUACCGUCAAGUCAGAUGGGAAGCCCAUGGAUAAAUCUCGUUUAUCAGUGAAGGCUUCAGGACUUCAACGUUCCUCCUCUGACGCUGGUAAAGAACAACGGAACAGCACUGGAGCUAGUGAGCACCGGAAACCUCCCACCGGACUAGCCAAGUCCUCCAAUGGUGGAAACUUUGGCUUCAAGAGGCCCACUUCAGCUACCAGCAAUGGCACAAACAACGUCACCGUGCCCACCAUUACAAGCACAAGUGUCAGCUCCAUACCCAUUGGCUCAGCAAGUGCUGGGAAGACCCCUAAAACAUCUGGCAUCCCCAUUAAACCAAGUGUAGGAAGUGCAGGACGUAAGACGAGUUUAGAUGUUUCAAACACCGAUCACACUGGGUUUCUGUCUCCAAGUGCUAGAACUUCUCUCCAAUACCGCUCUCUUCCUCGGCCGGCAAAGACGAGCACCCUGACACUGACUCGGCCAAGCUCAGCUCGGCCAAUCAGCACCAUGGACACAAGCUCUGGCCUCAUCAAACCUUCCACAGUAACACAGCAGGGCUCGAGGCUCAAGGAGCCUGCCUCAGGGCUUCCCUCUGGAACAGGGUUUAGUAAGGCAGUGGGGCGUGGCAUCUCGAGUCCUAGUCCUGUUAAUCAGACAGAUAGAGAGAAGGAGAAAGAAAGAGCCAAAGCUAAAGCAGCUGUAUCUGACUCGGAGUGUGGAAGUGGGUCUCUGAAGGGAGGUCCUGCUCAAACCCCAUCAGAGAACAGUGUGAAGCUGAGCCUGAGACCUCCUGGCAGCAAGGGGAUGGACGUGUCCUCACCCAGCACACACAGAGUAUCUGGGGUGCGCAGCUUAGUGAAGCCUCCAUCCAUAGCCCAGCUUGACAAGUUGAACUCUAACAACCUGGAGUCCGAGGUACAAGACGCUCUGCCUCCGAAGAUCCCUCCCUACUCCAAACUUCAAGACCUCUCAAACUCAGCAGUCAGCUCUUGCCUGACCCCCAGCCCCGCCCCUUUACUUAACGUGAACUCCUCAGCCUGCUUCUCCAGCAAAAGUAUAGGUCUAGGGCCAAGGCAGGCCACUUCUCUUGGGGUUGAAGAAAAUGAAGAGAGAACCUCUCCACUUCUCUACCCUCGAAUGUCUGGGCUGCAUCGAAGUAUGGAGUCUCUGCCUCUCCAGAUGAGUCUGGCCCCACAGUCCCAGGAGAGAGAUAAGGAUAGAGGUAGGGACAAUUUGGUGAGAGGUUACACCAGCUUUGAGUCCAGAGACAAAGCUUUACAGGAAGACAGAGACCCUGCUUCAAGCUGGAGCUGUGAAGGCAAAGUUUCAUCGACCGUCAUAGACAGUUCACAAAGGGACAGGAAUACACUGCCAAAGAAGGGAUUAAGUUUCAACGGCUCCUCCCUGGCUGAGGAGGAAGGGAAGGAGAAAGGAGAAAGGAGGCACUCCCAUACUGUUCUCAGUAUGACCGACUCACUUACUCUUCCAUUACUGUCUUCCCCCACCUCCCUACCCCGCACCUCAAAGAUCAGUAUGGUGUCCAGCCCUGUUGGUGGACCUCCCAGGAUGACUCGGUCCAACAGUAUUCCAGCACCCGACCCCACCGUGGAACUUUAUGGUGCGUCACCGCUGGGCAGCUCACUGUCGCUGAGUGAACGUCCACGCAGCAUGGGUAUGGUUCGCUCUGGAUCCUUCAGGGAUAGGGAACCCAAUGAUGACGUUCAUGGAUCCGUGCUCUCCUUGGCAUCCAAUGCGUCAAGUUACUCCUCGGUGAGUGUGGACAGCAUGCAGAUUCAGGCCGAGGAAAGGAUUCAGGGAGAGCAAAUCCGAAAGUUGAGGAGAGAGUUGGAAUCGUCGCAGGACAAGGUGUCGAGCCUGACCAGCCAGCUGACAGCAAAUGCAAACCUCGUAGCUGCCUUUGAGCAAAGUUUGGCGCUGAUGACAAGUCGACUGCAGAGUCUGUCAAUGAGUCACGAACAGAAGGAUUCCGAGUUGAUGGAAUUGCGUGAGACCAUCGAGGCCAUGAAAGCCAAGAACGAGGAAGCCCAGGCUGUCAUUCAUGGCGCCCUAAACAAUCCAGAAAACAUGAAAGAUCUGCGGAUUCGACGACAGAACUCAUGUGAGAGCAUAUCGAGCUUAAACAGCCUGACGAGUAUGUCAAGUGUGGGAAGCUUAAAGGAUCAAGAUGCCAAGAAGAAGAAAAAGAAGAGCUGGGUCUUUGAGCUGAGGAGCUCCUUUAACAAGGCUUUCAGCAUUAAGAAAGGCUCCAAAACCUACUCAGACAUUGAGGAAAUCACCACGCCGGACUCUUCAGCUCCCAACUCCCCAAAGAUGACUCACGAAGUAGUUGAAGCAGAUGAAAAUGCAGCUUCAUCCCUUAAAACAUCAGGCUCCACUACCUCCUCAGUAAUCAUGGAAACAGCAGAUGAGGGGGACAGCGGAGACAACGCAAUGUCAGAGCUACGCUCAGAGCUCCUGGAGAAAGAACGGAAACUCACAGAUAUCCGACUUGAGGCCUUAAGCUCCGCACAUCAGCUGGAGCAGCUCCGGGAAGCCAUGAACAACAUGCAGUCAACCGUGGAGAAUCUCAAGGCAGAAAACGAUAACUUGAAAACAGGAAGUCAGCUCCAGCUGCCCGGCUCUGGUCCCACCUCUUCCACCUCCCAACCUUCAGGCCUGGCCUCUCUGCUGGGGCCCUCAACAAGGCAGAUGAUGAGCAUGUCGCUCACCAAAUCCUUCAGUUUAAGUUUGAAUGAUUGUAAAGAUCCAGAUGGUUCUUUAGCAGAUUUGCCAAGUCCGACUUCUCAGCAGGGUGGAGGGCAGAGGGCAAAAGUUCUGGUCUGUGUUGGAGAUCAAAUAGAGGACAAGACUCGGCAGCUGCAGUUCUACCUGGGCUCGGUUCCGAUCAGUUCCCGGACUGACUGGGCCUCUCUUGACUCCCUUAUCUCAAGAACCUUCAAAGAUUAUUUGAACCAAGUGGACCCUACAGCAAGUCUUGGUUUGACUGCUGACUCAUUGCACAUGUACCAGCUGGCCCAUGGAGAGCACAGAGUGAUAGGAGAGGAAAAACCCCAGACUACACCUUAUCAGUGCCUCGGUCAUACUCCCACUCAAAUUCUAGUCACUUUAAAAGGUCUCAGAGAAAACUGUGUCGACUCUCUGGUGUUUGAGACCCUGAUUCCCAAGCCCAUGAUGCUGCACUACGUCACCCUGCUGAUGAAGCACAGGCGCCUAGUUCUGUCUGGACCCAGCGGGACUGGAAAGACAUAUCUGGCCCAGCAUCUGGCCCACUACCUCCUGCAGCGGAGUCGGACGGACUCAUCUGAGCCAAGCGGGCUGCGUCACAGCAGUACUGUCACAUUCAACAUGCAUCGGCAGUCGCAGAAGGAGUUGCAGUCGUACCUGUCAAAUCUGGCAAACCAGGUCGACAGAGAGAGUGGAGCAGAGCUACCGUUGGUUGUGAUCAUAGAUGACAUAAGUGAUCCAGCCACCAUCACUGAGCUUGUUAACGGAGCUCUCACCUGCAAGUAUCACAAAUGUCCUUAUAUCAUCGGCACAACCAACCAGCCUAUGAAGAUGACCUCAAACCACGGACUGCACCUCAGCUUCCGGAUGGUGAUGUUCUCCAACAAUGUGGAACCUGCAAACGGAUUCCUUCUAAGAUACCUGCACAGAAAAGCUGUAGAGGCCUACCAGAACGAGGAGAUGAAUUCAGCACAAUGCCGUGCUCUCCUUCAUGUUCUGGACUGGAUCCCUCAGCUCUGGUACCACUUGCACGCUUUUCUGGAGAAGCACAGCACAUCAGACUUCCUCAUAGGCCCCUGCUUCUUCCUGUCGUGUCCUGUUUCAGUGGCAGAGUUCAGGCAGUGGUUCAUCGACCUCUGGAACCACUCCAUCAUACCAUACCUACAGGAGGGAGCUAAAGACGGCAUCAAGGUCCGCGGUCAUAAGGCGGCGUGGGAAGAUCCCGUGGAGUGGGUGAGAGGGACCCUCCCCUGGCCCAAUGCACAACAGGACCAGUCCAAGCUCUUUCACCUACCUCCCCCCACCACCGGUCCAAUUAGUGAAGAAAAGAAGCCUCCUAAAGAUACACCUCCACCCAGCACACUGGAAUCAGACCCACUGAUGGCCAUGUUGCUGAAGCUGCAAGAGUCGGCCAACUACAUCGAGUCUCCGGAGAGAGAAAGCAGUCUGGAUCCCACUCUGCAAGCUGCUCUCUGAAAUGACAUCCCAUCAAUCUUAGAAACCACAGACUCUAAAGAGUCGCAGACACGAGCACUGUCCCAGUGAGAAUUAAAAAAAACUUGGCGAUGAGCUCCUCAAAGUGCUCAGUGAGCACUUUGAACGUUAAAUGGAAAGAUGGUGAUGUGGGGUUGACUUGUGCUACUGUCACCACAAAGGAAAGAAGCUGCUUUCAUAGGAGGCUUUGUUGAUCCCAUUAGGGAAAAUCAAGACUCCCUCCUUCCUCCAGAUGGGCUGUUUUUGAAUCAAAAGGUGCAUGGUAACCCAGGUGAUAUGAUGCAAAGUAUUCUAUACAAUCCUGCUGCUCAUGACCUGUUUGAUCCCUAAUAUUCAUCUUCCACAACUCUCACAUAGACUGGUGCUCACAGUUUUUCUUUGAAGGCUCAUUUUUAAUUUCAGAGAUUAACUCGCCUGAGUCUGACCCCCCCCCCACCCCACCCCAUCCCCCCACAGACAGAGCUAUUAUCUAGAAUGCACUUUAUUUUCUACUCUUAAUAAUUGGGUUUCAGAGGGCUGUGUUAGUGAGCAUUGAAAAGGGGAAUGUCAGUGAAACCAGAAUGUGCAGUUCAAGGGUGAAUCCUGUAGGUGGCAGUAUCCUCACACAUCUGCCUCAGUGCUCCCCUGGGUUUUGAAGGUGCUUCAUAGAAAAUCACCCACAUCCAACAACCACAGAUGUGAACACAGCCUUGAAUGUUUUUCUCUGUUCUGCUCAGACAUGUUGUUUUUCAAAAAAAAACAAAAAAAAUAAAAUAAAAAAAUAUUGGGAUGUAGCGUAUGAGGAACGUGCAUGGAUCGAUAAAAGCAAAAAAAUGUCCACAUCACUCGUUUACUGAUCUAAUGAGUAAAGGACAGAUUAGAUUUUAAAAACCCAACAAAGAAACACCACAACUAAUCAAUGUUAGCUUCUUUAUGUGACCUUGCAUACAGGGUAUUCUGUGUUUAGAUCACUUCAAAACACACAAACUUGUCAUAAAAAAAGAUGCAGCUUUGAAAGUCUUAUUUUUAAUAUAUUUUUGUUUUGUACUGAGUCAUUGCCAUCUAACUCAUGCAGGAACACUUGAUACACCACAUGAUGUGAGACUCUCUGGCACCAAGGCUUACGGUGUAAAAUAUUGUCCUUUUUCCUUUCUAUCAUGUGAUAAUGGUACCUUUAUUACAUCUGAGAAAUGUACAUUCUGAUCCGUUUUUAGGCAUAAUUGAGAUCCAGAGGCUUCCUUCUUCCCGUUAUCGGUUCACACUAAAGAAUUGUGAGAAAAUUCGUAGACUGCAGCAAUUUUUUUCUCACAUUUUGACUGUUAUUGAGGUAAAACUGCUGAUAGCAGAGAUUGGUGCCCUUUGACCUUGAAGUACCUUAGACUGCCAUAUUCUAUCCCGAUGUCCCUCUACGUUCCUUUGGGCGCUGAGAAGUAGAGUCAAGAUGCCUAAGUCUCCCUGUGCCUGAAACUGUUUGGCCUGUCACUGCUCAAGUUUACCUUUGGAGGACUCCAUUUAGAGGAACUGGACUUUCUCUUACCCUCUCCAAUACCACUUUGACAUCUUGAUGCCCAUACUUGUGUGUGUAGAUUGGGGUGUUGGACCUUUAACAGGUGUAUAAGCUGUUACUAAAGAAGUGUCAGAUACCUUUGCAGUGAAAGUGAAUGUGUGGCACGUCUGGGUCUCUAGUGUGCAUUGCAUCAUUUUUGAAGUGUAAACUAUUUGACAUCAUUGAGAACGUGCCUGGGACUGACAAGCAGAACUGGAGCAGGUUUUAGACUCUAAUCACUGUCAUAUAUCAAAAAGUUUCAUAGGACCUACCACGCUCAAACCUUACCACGAGAAAGAUUUUUUUUUAAAAACAGUUCCUCUUCUAAUUGUUUUUACAAGCAUACCAAUGUUGUUUUCUUAUGCAAAUAUUUGUAAAGUUUUCUUUCUCUUUUGUACAUGACAUUACUAUUGUAAACAGUGUAAAUAGUCACUGCAUCUGCGACAACAAUCACAAAAAGUAGAUCUAACAAGGCUGGCCCCUGUAUGCAGAAAAUGGGCUUCCCUUUUGGUUUUACUGUCUUCCUCCAACUGGAAGAAGCAUUUGGCUUAAAAGUUGGCUAAAACUGGUUGUACAGCAUGUCUCUAUAUCCACAUCAAUUCCCCUAUGUGUGACAUAAAGCUGUGGACAUAAUAAAAUCAUGCCAUUCUUUGCA
Messenger RNA from Oryzias latipes (Japanese medaka), 9364 nucleotides. Lineage: Eukaryota; Metazoa; Chordata; Actinopteri; Beloniformes; Adrianichthyidae. The record is from RefSeq and is a predicted model, not a curated record.